AAUUUGCAGAGUUCAUUAAAAAGGUCCAAGGUGUUUCAAUUACAAAGACCGAGAGUGAGAGAGAAAAGGAUAGAGAUUCAGAGACUGAAUUUUCUGGGGACAUUGAUCCUGGUUCCGGAGAGGGUCUGUCUCAUGAAGGUCUGUCUCAUGUUUUACCAAGUCGUGUCAUGACCACCCUUGGUAGUCCCGAAAAAACUAGGAAUACAGUAGCUGCAAGCAUAGAGAACAAUGAUAAUCAGAAUCAGGUAAUGGCAAUGAAAGAGGACAGUGAAACUAAUUUCAUUACUAAUACCACUGAUAUCCCAAAUGACAAUCGGAGUAGUUUUACUGCCACAACAGAAAACACAUACACUGCGACCUACACCCAGGUUACACCCAUUGAGGCCACAUUCACCCAAAGCACAGGAAGUGAAACUCAGAGCGAAACAGUCACAACAUACAGCCCAAGUGUCAGUGUGUCCAGUGAGACGUACCCCCUACAGAGUGACACCAAAGCACCUCUGAAGCGUCCCGUGACUCUACGCCUUAUCGUGACGGACACCACAGAAGAGACUCAGCUCCUGUUCUCUGGAGAAACACCUGAAGAACCAGAGAUGUCCACUCGGGCGGCGGUACAACACUUUACAGACCCCAACAUUACCCCCAUGAUGGACAGUCCAAGAUCACCCCCCAGACACACUGAGAUUCACACAGCUACUGAUUUGGACAGCAAGACCACCUUCACUGCAGUCACCACCACAGAGAGAGAGCAUGAUGAAAUCACCUUCCACACCACCCAAAGAAUCAAGUCCCCUCGAUUGCCUGCAGGAUCCACCAUCAUCUCACGCCAGCAGAUCCACAUCAUUCCACCUAAGAAGGGUCGAGGAGGAGGGGGUAGGAGGAGGAACUUCCAUAGCAGGAGGAGAUUAGUCAAACCCAACCGGAUCACAGACAUCCAGUCCAUACUUAACAAACUCAAGCAGCCCACAAUAAAGAAGCAAGGCAAUGCCACUGUGCCCUACACUAUGGAACUGACUACAGACUGUGACUGCGAUGAGGACGUGAAGAAGAGGACAGGUGGUCCGCUUGUCGUCACAUCAACAACCUCCCCUGAAACUUCGAACAUUCCCAGCUCCUAUCUUCGAAAAACUGAAAAACCCAUGGUUACAACACUGGACACCAGAACCAUCCAACACACUUCCACCCAGACUCCAUCCAGAAGUGAGGUAUCCAGUGGCUACAUGACCUCCGCUGAUACCCUUGUCUCUGACACAACACUGGACCCUAUGACAAGCACAACAGAUAAACUAAUAACCUCUACAAUUACAACUACGACAGUUUCCAAGGUCAUCCAUGGGAAGAUCGACUGGAGAAGGUUGUUUGGGAACAGCGAGAAGCAGAAAGAGAUACUUAACAGGCUGCGUAAGCCAGCGAGGCCCUCUACUACCACAAAAGACUCAACAACAGUCAAACCCAUGACCACAAUCACACUGCCCACUCAGUGGUCUCUGGCUGAACCAAUGAAGGAGUUACCGUCUAAUCCAAGUAAACACAAAGAGACCCCAGAGAGCUCAUUGGACGAUGAUUACAGAGAUUCUUCCGCUGACUCUGAACCCUCAACUACACCCUCGCCUAGCACUAGCCGUGAAACUACAACCCCAGCCUAUGACUACAGGUCCUCCAUAACCACAGAGUCUUCUUCAGCCACCCAGACCAUUGCCUCUCCGCCCACAGAUAAACCAGCCUCAAGAGAUGACACAGACGAGGCCUCGUCCUCUGGAAAUGAAUCUGGAUGGUCAGGAGGUUACCCAUCCCGUCGAUUCGGGGGAAAACGGAGACCAAAUGGACGGUCAGGGUUCAGAGGCAGGAGGCCUUUUAGGGGCAGGAGGCCUUUCAUAAAAAACAUAACAACUACUGCAGCCCCGAGUACCACCAUGGAAACAACAGAGCCUUCAACAACCAUGGAGACUACCAUGGAAAAAACCAUGGAGACCACUACAUAUCCCACAAGGACUGUCUCCAUCUCCAAGCCCCUGUACACACCCUCAAGAGAAUCAGAAAGGUCUUCAGUGACUGUUUCCACUGACAAGACUGCUGAAGUACAAACCAACUCAGACUUAUACGAAGAGGACAACUGGACAGACGACUUGGAGUCCACCACUAGCCACCCUCAAACCUACACUUUCACCGCAAGACCCAGAAUGACCUCCACCCAAUCUUAUUCAACCACAACUGGAACUACCACCACGUCAACACCUUACACUAUAUUGUCAUCCCACACCAAGAUUAACACUGACUCAAUUACAGUGAACACUAACAUUAGGCUCCCGUCUGGGAAAGAUAGCCGGUACCACAUCACACAAAGACCCAUGGUCAGGAGACUCAGGCCCACUGUAUCCAGUAAGAGGGACAGACUAGGCCUUGACAAGACCUUCACCUUUGACACACUUACCGUUCUGGAAGCAGAGCAGGGGCACACUAAUGCGCCAUACACCAGCAAAGACAUAGACAAUGCCAUCUCCAAAGCCUAUACUCACUUCACUGGUUAUGAUACAACAACUGACAACAUUGUGGGCUUUCAGCCAUCCACCAAAGACAUGCCAACCAAGCCCAGGAUCGUGGGCGGCAAUGCAGCUAGCUACACUGUCCUGUCUAACUCAGAUGCCUUCCUGCCUUGUGAAGCCAUAGCCAACCCUGAACCCAUUGUCAGCUGGAAACGCUUCUCUUCAAGCACAGGAAGCACAAUGACCAUCAAGGGUAAGAUGGGCAAGUUUGAGUUGUUCCAGAAUGGCACUCUGUCCAUCCAGAAUGCCAACAUUAAAGACCGUGGACAGUACCUCUGCCUGGCUGAGAAUGACCAAGGGUCGGACAAACUUUUGGUCACCCUGUCUGUGGUGGCCUACCCAUCACGCAUCUUGGAGCCCAAGGUACGAGAUAUCAAGUCGCACGCUGGGAAAACCGUGGAGAUGAAUUGCAAGGUAGAGGGACGUCCCACUCCUCUAGUCUCCUGGAUUCUGGCUAAUCGCACCCAGGUCAGGGGCCACAACUACAACCCCAGAGUUUCAGUGACCCCCGAGGGCACUCUUGUCAUCAAGCAGGUGUCUGUGUAUGACCGUGGCCACUACAAGUGCAUUGCCAGUAACCCAGCUGGAGCCGACACUUCCACUGUCAGACUUCAGGUUGUGGCAGAACCCCCUGGAAUCCUGGAGGUCAAAAGGCAACAGGUGAAGGCUGGUGUGGGUCAGAGUAUCUGGUUUUCUUGUACAGCCCAGGGUAACCCCCAGCCCACUGUAUACUGGGUCCUGUAUGAUGGGACUGCGGUGCAGCACCUUAAGCCUUCUUUGGAUCCCAGAGUGUCUGUGUACACGAACGGGACACUCCACCUUAUAGAUAUAGCCACCACAGACAGUGGGAAGUACGAGUGCAUUGCCACCAGCUCUACAGGGUCAGAGCGAAGGGUGGUGACACUAACAGUGGAAAAGAGGGAGAUGGCUCCUCAGAUUGUGAUGGCAUCACACCGCAGAACAGAGCUGUCAUAUGGGGAACAGUUGUGGCUGAACUGCUCGGCUACAGGUGACCCCAAACCCAGAAUAAUCUGGAGGCUCCCUUCCAAGGCCGUGGUGGACCAGUGGCACAGGAUGGGAAGCCGUAUCCAGGUCCUGGAAAAUGGCACUCUUACAAUUGACUCUGUAAGUGACAAGGAUGCCGGUGACUACCUCUGUGUCGCACGUAGCAAGGUAGGGGAUGACCUCCAGCUGAUGAAGGUCACGGUGUCCAUGAAGCCAGCCAAGAUCGAGCCCAAGACAUAUGGCAAGAAGCAGGUCCCCUAUGGCAAUGACUUGAAAGUGGACUGCAAGGCGUCCGGGGCCCCGGAGCCAGAGAUUUCUUGGGGCCUGCCAGACGGAACCGUGGUAAACAGCGCCCUGCAGUCAGAUAGUAGCAGUGGAGGUGGUCGCGCAAGGCGUUACAUUCUGUUUGACAAUGGCACGCUCUAUCUGAACCAGGUGGGCAUGGCGGAGGAGGGCGAUUACACCUGCUACGCCAAAAACCAGCUGGGAAAGGACGAAAUGCAUGUCCACAUCACAGUGGUAACAGCCCCGCCACGGAUAAGGAUGCCUAGCCGGACAUACGCCUCAGUAAAGCCUGGAAGGAAUGUCCGCUUUGACUGUGAGGCCAUAGGGGAGCCAAAGCCCAAAAUCUUGUGGAUGCUGCCCAACAAUGACAUGAUUGCAGCUUCCAAUGAGCGCUACCUGAUGCACGUCAAUGGGUCUUUAGAUAUCAGGGGCGUGAAGCUUGUAGAUGCCGGGGAGUAUGUGUGCAUGGCUCGCAACACUGCCGGGGAUGAUAGCAAGGUUUACAAGCUGGAUAUCGACGGCAACCCUCCAGUGAUCAAUGGUUACUACCAGAACAGGACAGUAGUAAAAGACACAGCUGCCAAGUACACAAGGAAAUUCAUUGACUGCAAGGCCGCUGGAGACCCGGCCCCGAAAAUCACAUGGAUCAUGCCGGAUAACAUAUUUCUGAACGCUCCGUACUUCGGCAGCCGGAUCAAUGUCCAUCCCAAUGGAACCCUGGAGAUCCGUAAUGUCCGUCCUACAGAUACAGCAGAGUUCAUCUGCAUGGCGCGGAACGACGGCGGGGAGGCAGUUAUGGUGGUGCAGCUGGAGGUCACUGACAUGCUACGACGUCCUAUCUUCAAAAACCCUUUUAACGAGAGGGUGGUGACCCGAAUGGGGAAGACCACAGUCCUGAACUGUUCAGCAGAUGGUCACCCCACACCAGAGAUCAUCUGGCUGUUGCCCAAUGGAACCCGGUUCACAGGCAGCCCAGACAGAGGCUCCCGUCAUCACCUAGGUAAUGACGGCACCUUUGUUAUCUACAACCCCAGCAAGGACGAUGCUGGGAAAUACCGGUGCGCUGCUAAGAACACUAUGGGUUACAUUGAGAAGCUGAUAAUUCUGGAGGUGGGCCAGAAACCUUUAAUCCUUACCCGGCCAAGGGGGGUGAUACGCAGUGUAUCUGGGGACCCCUUGUUCCUACAUUGCCUGGCUGAUGGCAGCCCUAGACCCAGUGUCUACUGGACUGUCCCUGGAGGUCACACCCUGUCUAGGCCUCAGGUCCAAGGACGCCACCAGCUGAUGGAGAAUGGGACACUGGUUGUGAAGGAUACAACCCUGCACGACCGAGGGAACUAUGUGUGCCGGGCACGGAACGAUGCUGGUGAGGCAGUUCUCACCGUGCCCGUCAUCAUCAUCGCUUAUGCUCCCCGGAUUACCACAGGACCCCCAGCCACAGCAAGGGGAAUUGCUGGGGCACCCAUCCAGCUUAAUUGUGCCGCCAUUGGGAUCCCAAAGCCAGAGAUUACCUGGGAGCUGCCAGAUCACUCUGUGAUUUCCACAGCAGGGAAAGGGCGGCCCAAAGGCAGUGAGCUGCUUCACCCUCAGGGUACGUUGAUCAUCCAGAGACCCACGACCUCAGAUACUGGCACAUACAAAUGUCUGGCCAAAAACCACCUGGGCACAGAUUCAAGGGUGACAUAUGUACAUGUGCUGUGAGGAGCAGCAGUGACUGAAGGGGAAAUGAAAACCCCUAGAACAUAAACUUUAAACAGACACAAUAAUGCUCUAUAUUGUAAAAUGUCAGGACUGUUUUUUACAUGUGAACUUGAGGAGAGUGUUUUGUAGAAUUAUUGACUACUAUGCAGUUCACAUCAAACAGCCAAGCAGCAGAACAGGAAUAAUGAAAGAAAGAUUAGCCAAAUAAGGAGGAAAAGAGAAGAGGAACACUUCAGCAGAAGGAGCUGUUCUAUGCUAGGAAGCCGGGACUAGCGAGGUGUUAUUCUUCAUUUAACAUUGGAGUUAGCCGUCUGGAAACCCAUGACUGGUUUUCAUUUGGGGUGUUUUUAAAAAAGAGCGGAAAGAGUGGGUCUUGCAGCGAGAGUAUUUUCACUGAACACUGCAUGCGAAUGGAGAUACUUUUAGAGCCUAUGGGAUAGGAGGAAGGAAGAAAAACUCAUGUUGUUCCCUGUGGACACAUCCUAAAUGUGUAUUUCAAAUUUCUGUUGUUUUGUGAUGGAUUUUCUGCAAUGACAGAUAUUUUUAAUAUCAUGCUUCUUGACAAAUUGUACUAAUAUCUGACAUAAUACAACCCUUAUUUGACUAAAUAAAUUCUUUAUUUACAAACAGCACGUCUGAAAAGUAAUUGGCUAAAUAUUUUUUUCAUGUAUACUCCCACUUCUAUAGAUGUAAAACUAAAACAUACACAUAAGUAGCAUUUUAUAACUCUCUCAAAUACAUAAUGCAUUAUUGGUUUUAUGUAACAUAAUUGUUUUACCGUUUGUAGGUAAUAUGUACUUUAUUUAGAUGAAUAGGUAUGCAUUUGUAAAUUAAUGGUACACAGGGGAUAUUAAACCAGAGAUGGAAUGUGUUUCUUGUUCUACAUUUGGAUGGGUUGGAAUUUGAUCAAUGUGAAGCUGUUUGGGCACACAAAAUGAGGAGCAAAUUAAUUUCUUCGGUGUCAUGUCCAAAGGAGCAAUUUUGUGUACAUUAACAAUAUUGCUCCCAGAAGUCUUCGGAGGGUCUAAAGUUCUUCAUGUUUUGAAUGCUUACUUGACACAUUAAGACCACCUCAGUACCCUACAGAAGAAGGCGAGUUUGAACACAAAGAGGCAGGACGUGAAAGGAAGGGAUUUAUUGAGGUUUCUGGUUUUCCAAGUUGUUUUCCAAGUUACUAUAGGCAGACAUUUGGCAAAACGUUUUUAUUUAAUUUCAAGUCAGUUCUAGAUUUUCAUUUUUCCAACCAAUAUACACAAUGUAUAUACUAGAUAAAUGCUGUGCACUUAAUAUUUGAAAGCAUGAGAUUUGAAAUUUCUUGACAUGCCUGCCCACUGAUAUAUUUUUUGUUCCUUUUUGGCGGCGUGCUGAUACAGCUUUUUUUGUUUCAAUUUAAUUGAA
Molecule: messenger RNA, 6932 nt
Organism: Esox lucius (northern pike)
Lineage: Eukaryota; Metazoa; Chordata; Actinopteri; Esociformes; Esocidae
Gene: igsf10
Product: immunoglobulin superfamily, member 10
Exons: 5
Coding region: 168-5534 (1788 amino acids)
Cellular component (GO): neuron projection
Source: RefSeq, a predicted model, not a curated record